ACAAAUAACGGCACACAAUAUAGUCUACGGCCACGAGCCUGUGUGCGCCGGCCGAAAUACGCGAGUGACGUACGUGCGUGAACAGAAGUCGCGUCGCCAUCAUGGCCGGGCUGGGCGACACGUCGGGCGACAUACAGCCGAUGACCGAUCAUGUCAAGGACAUACUUCAGAUGACCCGCGACUCGGAGAUGAUGCAGAGCUACGUUCGGGUGGGCAAGUCGGACGAGUCGGACGACUGUGGCGCCGGUGGAGGUGGUGGUGGAGGUGGCAGCGAGGCGAACGGCAUGUGCGUCGGCGGAGUCGGAGGUGGCGUCGGCCGAGGCGAGUCGGAUUCGGACGACGUAGCCGGAGCGACGGGUUACGUGAUCGGCGUCGGUGCGAGUGGAGUCAACGGUCACGGUGGGCCGGGCGCCAGGCGGCCUGGUCGAAAGGGCUGUAGGGUGCCUGCGGGUCGGCGUCAUGCGAGGCGUAAGGGUGGUGGUGGUGGUGGUAGUGGUACUACUGGAGGUGGUGGUGGUGGUGGUUCUUUUGGAGGURGCGGUGGUGGUGGUCCGACCACGACGUUCGACGAGCUGACCGAAGAGUUCAAGACGCGCAAAUCGGGCACCGGCGGUGGAGGAGGCGUCAGUGGCGGUGGCGGUGGUUUCGGUGGCGGCUGGGCCAAGCGGCACAAACGUGACUCCCGGUCCAGGCUACUCGAAGAGGUGUACACGGACAAAGACCGAGCGGCCGCUGUCAACUUAGGCACGCGCGACAUCAAAGCGUCGUUGCGCAUGAAACGACGACAGGACCGGAACCGGACGCUGCACAUACCAUCCACGGCCGAGUCACCCACCCUGUUGGCGUUGGCCCGGCACUGCGUUAAUGACGUGAGCGUGUCGCUCGAGUUCAUCGACAAGGCAUUGGAAUUGAGCCCGAAUGACAAAACAGCUUUGGUUUCUAGAAGCAAGUGUUAUCUACUUCUCGGUCAACCACGUUUGGCAUUGAAAGACGCCGAGGUGGCGUUGAACGAGGAUAGCACAUAUCUGAAAGCCAUAUAUCAGAAAGCGGAAGCACUGUACCAUCUCGGCGAUUUCGAACACAGUCUCGUGUUUUACCACAGAGGACUCCACGUUCGACCGGAGCUUGAACAGUUCAGGCUGGGCGUGCAAAAGGCCAGAGAGGCCAUCGAAAAUGCCAUAGGAAAAAUGAAGGACACCACCUUCGUCAUACAGCAGGUCGGCUGGGCGGUCAAGCGUCAAGCGACCGCAGCUGGAACAGUCAAUGGAGGCAGUGGUGGUGUCGGUGGUAGUAGAGGUUCGACACCUGCAGUGACGGGAUCAGCAACGAGGCGCAAAGACGCAGUGGCGUCGGCGGCCACCACCAAAAGCCAAUCGAAAAUGUUGCUUAGGGAAUUGUGCGUGGACAAGGACUAUUUGGAACACUUGACGAUAGAUCCAAAUAUCGUGAGUGCCAUAAAAGAGGACGACGACUAUAUACUGUCUGAAGCGAAAGAUGGCAUUAGUUUUCUAAAUGGCCGAGAAGAGUUCUGGAAACAACAAAAACUUAUUAACUAGAUUUAUUAUAUACCUAAAAUGUAUUUUAUUUAGGUAUGCAUUAUGCAGUUUAGGACAAAUGACAAUUGAUAGGAUAUUUUUGAUUUAAUCGACUAUAGGUAUACAUAACUAGUCGUAAAUUAAUUAAUUUGAUAUUGAGUAGUUUUU
Diuraphis noxia (Russian wheat aphid) is the source of this 1703-nucleotide messenger RNA. RefSeq lists its product as uncharacterized. Gene Ontology annotation, molecular function: protein binding. Gene Ontology annotation, cellular component: cytoplasm. NCBI's taxonomy places the organism in Eukaryota, Metazoa, Arthropoda, Insecta, Hemiptera, Aphididae. The record is from RefSeq and is a predicted model, not a curated record.